AGGUAAAAUUUGAGAUAGAAAUGUUGAAGUGAAGGAGCAGAGUGCAAUAGCCCAUAAUCCAUUGAAAAUUGAAAUGGAUUCAGCGACUACUCCUCUAACAAAAUCAGACUCCGAUGCCCCAUCCCUCCGUGGAUCCAUGCUUUCUCAACUCUAUGGCUUCCUCGCCUCCAUCUCCGCUUUCGUUGCCGUAGGCAUUUUCGCUAUAAGGGCAUAUGUUCCUGACUAUUGGUUGCUGUAUAUAGGAAUUGAUUACUACCCUAGCAGGUAUUGGGAGCUAGGCGUGCCAACAUAUGUAAUGGUGAUGAUUGUUGUAGCGAUUGUAUCGUAUACAAGCCUCAACUUUUUGGCUACUCCUCCUCCUCCUACCUCCAUGAAGUUGAUUUUUGAUGACUACAGUGAGGAUAUAUUGACAGGCCUCCCUAUAACGGAUGAUGGCGAGCCAGCCAUUGAGCCUUCAUCUUACAUGAGCAUCGACCAAGUUAGUCAAAUGUUUGAUGACCUAAACUCAUGACCCUACCCUGCAAGGAUGACCUACAAUUUUCUUUUCGUGAGUUUGGCGUUUGUUAAACUAAGUAGUAUCUGAUUAUGUAACUUCAAAAUUUGUAUCAGGCAAUCUUCACAAAAGAAAAAGGAACAAAAUGUUUCCUGCA
Salvia splendens (bonfire salvia) is the source of this 650-nucleotide messenger RNA. RefSeq names its product phosphatidylinositol N-acetylglucosaminyltransferase subunit P. NCBI's taxonomy places the organism in Eukaryota, Viridiplantae, Streptophyta, Magnoliopsida, Lamiales, Lamiaceae. Bases 74 to 511 code for a protein of 145 amino acids. The record is from RefSeq and is a predicted model, not a curated record. The transcript is spliced from 4 exons.